AAUUAAUGUUGAUUGACACACGUAACAAUACAGUAAGCAAGUUAGCAAGUAAGUAUGUAGACAACACAUACUAACAGGCAUAAAUAUAAACGUAUAAAUUGACAAUUAAAACAUGUCUGCAGAACAGAGAGAAUUUUUUAAUUUUUGUAAUCAAAAAAAAAGAAAGAAAAAAUAAUUAUAAUCAUAAUCAUAACAUACAUACAUGGGAAUAUAUUUAAUUCAUUGCUGUGAAAAAUUUAAUGCUUUUGGUCAGAUUUAAUUCCCCCGACUGGAACUGCUGAACAUCUUAAGAGAAGCUUUAUUUUAUCAUCCGACUACAUCUGCUGAACAUUGAUCAGUCUGUCAACAAUGAAUAUUUUAAAAAAGACAAUGAAAAGAAAGCAUUAUUCACCUUCCAUCAUGAAAUCACUGUAUAAUUUAAAAUUGUUCAUUGCCUCACUGUUGUGUAUUUAUUCAAUUAACUCGCCUAAAUGUUGUUAUGCCUAUUAUCAGCUAGAGUCUAAUAAUCAUUUGUCAUCAGGAAAGAGUAAUUUAAGACCUGAAGAACUUUCUGGAAAGAAUUCAAUCAGUGAAUUACACAAUUCAGAAAAUCAUGAACAAAAUUAUCCAGACUAUAUGAAACAUGAUGUUGCACCAGAUAGCCAUUUAAUGUUGUCAUCGUUAAAUGAUGUAUUAUCUCAUUCACUGGCAUCCUCGUCCUCCAUGUCAUCAUCGUCAUCCUCAUCUGGAAUAGAUGCAUCACCUUUGUCAUCCUCAUCCUCUUCAUCCUCUUCAUCAUCAUCAGUGAAUCAUGAAGAAGUCGAAACACAUCGAUGUGAACCUAUUACAUUGAUAUUGUGUAAAGGAAUGUAUUAUGAGUAUACAAGAUUACCGAAUAUGUUUCAUCAUGAAACACAAGAAGAGGCUGGUUUAGAAGCUCAUCAAUUUUAUCCACUAGUUCAAAUCAAUUGUUCUAAAGAUCUACGAUUUCUGUUAUGUUCAAUCUAUACACCAAUAUGUGUUAAAGGUUAUCCACACUUUUUACCACCAUGUCGAUCUGUAUGUCAACGUGUCAAAGCUGGUUGUUCACCGAUUAUGGAGCAUUAUGCAUUUCCAUGGCCAGAACGUAUGAAUUGUGAACAAUUCCCUGAAUAUAAUAAUCCUGAAGGUAUACUGUGCAUGGAAAGAAAUUUAACCAAAGAAGAAUUACAAUCAUCUAAUGAAGAACAUGUAAAGCCAACACAGUCAACACUAGUUAGUGUAGAUGAAUCAUCGAAAGACUUGAAACCUACCUCUAACAUAGAAAUAACAAAUAAUAAUAACAAUAUUGAUCAGUUACAGAGAUUACCAGAUGAGUUGGUGGCCUCUACAACUCAAUUUAAUGAAGAAGCAAGUGAUAUUCUUUUUGAAAGAGCAAUGAGAAAUGAAGACAUAAAGAAGCUGAAGACGACAUUUCCUGAUUUACACUUAAAGUGUACUUGUGGUUGUCGACCACCUUUAGUGCAAAUUAUUGAUUCAGAUGCUAAUACUAAUGCAAAGAUAUCAGUAGCUGAUAUUAAAGAUUGUACAAUGCCAUGUUAUACACCCUACUAUUCAUUCGAUGCUUCAAAUAACUUUACCACAUUUUGGUUAGCUAUCUGGUCAAUAUUUUGUGCUAUAUCAACAAUGAUAACAGUAUUCACCUUUAUUACUGAUUCUUAUCGUUUCCAGUAUCCUGAAUUACCGCUGAUUUAUUUGUCUGCAUGUUAUUUUAUGAUAUCAAUCGGUUAUUUAAUUCGAGUGUUUAUGGGUCAUCAAGCUAUAGCGUGCGAUAGUUUGUCAAGUGAAUAUGAAGAAAUACAAUAUGAAUUGACUAAAACUAGCAAAAAUUGGUUUGAUAAAUCUGAACUGAUGAGUGUUAAUAAUUUGAAGACGAUAACAAUGUCAACUACAGGCCUAUUGAUGACAACAACAACAGCAACAACCGCAGCGGCAGCAUCAGUAACAGCGACACCAAUGAAUCCAGCAGCAACCGUGACAACACUUACUUCGAAUAUUUUAAAGACAACUGAUCAUUUAGUUCGGUCAAAAUUGUUACGAUAUGCAUUCACUGGUAGAGCAAGUUGUGCAGCUGUCUUCUUAUUGAUUUAUUUCUUUAGUAUGGCAGCAUCAAUUUGGUGGGUUGUACUUGCGCUUACCUGGUUACUUGCUGCUGGUCUUAAAUGGGGCAGUGAAGCGAUAUCAAAGUAUUCUCAGGUGUUCCAUUUCAUUGCAUGGUCAUUACCAGCUAGUCAAACAGCUUUAGCCUUAUUAUUAUCAGUUGUAGAAGGUGAUCCAGUCAGUGGUCUAUGUACAAUUCAAUCGAGUAAACCAUUAUCCCUAAUAUUGUUCACAUUUCUCCCCUUAUUAAUUUACUUACUGAUUGGAAUUAUCCUAAUGAUGAUUGGAUUUGUUGCUUUAUUUCGUAUACGUGGUGCAAUUAAACUACAAAGACCAAGAUUAGUUGAAACACAAAAGCUUGACAGACUAAUCAUACGCAUUGGAAUAUUUGGAAUGUUGUAUGCUAUACCGAAUCUUGUAAUCUUAUUCUGUAUUGGUUAUGAAUUACGUGAUACACAUGCUUGGCAGUUAGGUGUUGCAUGUCAUUGUCAUUAUGAUAUUGGUAAACAGUAUGAAGAGGAUUAUAAUUAUGAACCAAUUUUACCAGUUGCUCUCCCUGCUUGGACUCCUCCAAGACCGGAAUAUGCUGUAUUCAUGCUGAAACAUUUUAUGAGCUUAGUAAUUGGGAUAACAUCAGGAUUUUGGAUCUGGUCGAAUAAGACAAUUGAAUCAUGGCGAAGAUUUUGUUUCAGUGGAAAGUGUCUAUUUCGAUUUAGUAAGCACAAUAGUGGUAGUGGUCUGUUAGUCAAUCCGAAUGGUCUCGAUCACGAUCGAUAUCACAAAAAGCGUGUAGAACGUUGGAUACAAAUCCCUCCGAGUGUAUCAAUGCAGUCUGUUUCAAAGCUGGCGAAUACACGCAGUAAAUCAUUGACCAGCUCGGUGGAGAAGUAUCCUAAAUUAAUUGAUAAUCCUACAAUGGUUAAUACAAAUAAUGCAGUGAAUCAAAACAAUCCAAUAGCAUACGAUGUUGUCAAUAACAACGGUUUGCCGCCAAAUAUGAAUCAUUUAUCAGCACUGAGUACACCUUCAACACCAUUUUCUGUACAUCCGUAUGAUGUACCUAUGCAUGAUACAAAUUCACAAAGCAUGCAUUAUAAACCACCAUUUGGGAAUUAUUAUUCAAUCGAUGGGAGUUCAGUUUCACAACAAUACGGUGAUGUAAAUCCUUACCAUAUAAACAGUGGCAAUAGUAGUAAUAAUAAUAAUAACAAUAAAAAUAUCAGUAUUGUUGAUAAUAAAUUCUCAAUUACCAAUACACGAAGUUUUUUAACACAAAUAUCUGGAAAUUCAGUUAAUCCUGGAUUUUCUACGCUUAGCAGCAGUUUAAACAGUCCACAGAAAGCCUCAGUACCUCAAUCACUUAACAAUAACAAUAAUAAUAAUAGCCACAGUUCUAAUAACAGUACUAGUAGUAAGCAUAACAAUAAUAAUAGUAAUAAUAAUAAUAAUAACAUCAACAAUAACAACAGUUCAGUUAGUACAGGAUUCUCAGGUAGCGGAAUAAGCAAUGGAAAGUUAAAUGAUGGUGUAACAAGAACCGCGCCUAUUUUAACUAGUCCUGAAAACCACCAUAACCAUAUUUCUGAUCGUUUUAAUGGAGAAGAAAGAGCUUUUGAUGUAUUUGUGUCUUCAUCAGGACAGUCAGCAGGAGGAACAGGUGGGACAGUACAAAUACCGUAUGGUGUUCGCAAUGAUAAUCAGCCAAGAUGGAGUAAUCUACCUGUGGGUAAUAAUCACAUGGAUUUCAAUAAUUUGUCAAAUGCAUAUCGAAAGAACAAUCUACCACUACUACAAUGACCCCAUGAAUAUACCUGACCUUCAUAAACUAACUUUGACGACGACGAGGAGGAGUUGUUCAAAAAUGCUGAAAGAACAUUACAGCUAAGCACAAAACGUUACAAUUACAUAAAAUUUACAUUAAACAUUUACUAAUACAUUAGAGUAAUCUUGAAGACAGUGAUUCAGUCAUUCAAUCACAGAAACAUAUCAUACUGUCAAUAAAAAACAAAACAAAACAUCUAAAUAUGUACACCAAAGAUAAUCAUGAUAAUAAUAGUAAUAAUAAUAUAUGGGGUAAAUGACCUCACCAAUAUUGGCAUGCACAAAAAUAACGCUGACAAUGUCUAUGUGCCUUCAUAAUGUAAUCUACCAUCCAUUGAAUUUGAAUGCAUUCACUUUCUUCUCUUGUCUCCCUCCCUUUUCUUUUUAUAUACCAAAACUAAAAAUCCACAUAACACAUUGUUUUAGUGUUUUUUUUUAAAUAAAAAAAAUAAACUUUUUAAACUGUUGCAUUGCAUCUUUCUGUUACAACAUUUUGACUACUUCGACAUGUAAUAAGAUACUACUAUCAAUCAGUAAUAUGCCUGAAGUUUUAACUUUUCC
Molecule: messenger RNA, 4500 nt
Organism: Trichobilharzia szidati
Lineage: Eukaryota; Metazoa; Platyhelminthes; Trematoda; Strigeidida; Schistosomatidae
Source: the annotation of a GenBank genome assembly